UCAAUCCAGAACGACUCAAAUGUCAACUCCAUUAAUUUUAAUAAUAUUGAGCUAGAACUUCCACAAAAUUGCAAAAAAUUGAAGCUCUAAGUCCGAGAACAGCUCUAGUAGAAUAGGACUACACUUAACUUGAAGGAUUUACGGGAUUAUAAAAUAGAUAUGUUUGGUUUCAAAGUGAAUGAGCUUGGUCGAUACAUUGUCGUGCUAGUGUGGAUGUUGAUCAAUAUUAUCCUCUUUGUCAUGACAUAUAUUGACUAUGGAUCGACGAAAAAAUUCACCUAUCUUAGGGCGGUGAUUAAGAAAGGGCUGCCUAUUGCAAGAGGUGCAGCGAUGGUACUGAACUUCAACUGCAUGUUGAUUCUGCUAACGAUGUGUCGGAAUAUUAUAUCACUGAUUAGAAGCCAUUGUAAUUAUGCCGUAAUGAGACCUGUCAUUCGCGUUCUGGACAAAUGUGUUACAUUCCAUAAGUACAUUGCUUAUACAAUAUGCUUAAUGACAAUUGUCCAUGUUGGUGCGCACUGUUUUAAUUUUGAAAACCUUGCCAAUAGCUGGGAAACUGAAGAAAAGAUUAAUCACAAGCUGAGUCAGAGUAACGAGAUGGUUAAUCCUAUCAGGGAGAAAAACGCUGACCCUGUAACUGAGUUGUUUAAAUCCAUCCCCGGUCUGACUGGUGCUGUUAUAACACUCUGCCUAAUUGUAAUGGUGUCAUCUUCGACGGAAUUGAUCAGACGGUCUUAUUUUGAAGUCUUUUGGUACUUUCAUCACCUCUUUAUUCUGUUCUUCAUUGGUCUUCUAGUCCAUGGAAUAGGCCGCGUCCUUCGCUUUCAAACCAAUGUAAAAGAACACGACCCUGAAUACUGCUUGGAUCAUCUUGAUUACUGGGGCAAGAAGGAUACCAAUUGCUCUGAACUACCUACUUUUGAUUCUUACGGAGCUUCGACGUGGAAGUUUAUUCUUGUCCCUCUCAUUUUAUACUUUCUUGAACGAUGUCUGCGGUUCUACAGAUCGUUACAAGGUGUUCAAGUUGUAAAGGUUAUCAAACAUCCCUCCAACGUUGUAGAAAUUCACAUGAAAAAAUCAGGGUUUUCUUGUGAAGCUGGUCAGUAUAUUUGCAUUCAGUGUUCCAAGAUAUCACAACUGGAGUGGCAUCCAUUCACACUCACUUCUGCACCAGAGGAAGAUUACUUCAGUGUUCACGUCCGCGUUGUUGGAGACUGGACUUCUGCACUUAGCAGGGAGCUUGGAGCAGAUGGAGAUCAGUUACGAAACGUGAGCGAACUGCCAAGGAUGGCUGUAGAUGGUCCUUAUGGAACUGCAAGCACUGAUGUGUUCAAAUACAAUGUAGUGAUGUGCAUUGGUGCUGGUAUCGGGGUUACACCAUUUGCUUCUAUACUCAAGUCUAUCUGGUAUCGACACCAGUCCUCGCCUGACAACUUGUGUGUCCAGAAGGUCUAUUUCUACUGGAUCUGUAGAGAGAGUUUUGCUUUUGAAUGGUUUUCUGAUCUACUCAAGCUUCUGGAAAUACAGAUGGCUGAAUCAAAUCAUAGUGACUUCAUACAGAUCAACAUUUUUCUAACAAAGUGGGAUACAAAAAUGGCCAAACGCCUCGUGCUCGAAGAACCAACAGCAGAACGGGACCCUAUCACGGGACUGUUUUCGAGAACCGAAUAUGGAAGACCUGGUUGGAAGGACAUCUUCAAGAGUGUAGCUGUUGCUCAUAAUAACACUAAUAUCGGUGUGUUUUUCUGUGGACCGUCGGGUCUGUCACAUGACCUCCAUAAGAUGUGCAACCAAUCAAACGACGAGACAAAAGGCGUGAAAUUCUUUUACAAUAAGGAGAAUUUCUGAAGCACACGUUUGAAGGAUAGGUAAAGACGUGUUGGGCUUUCAAGUUCUGUGCUCUCAUAAAAAUACGUAUGUAAUAGGCCAUUUGCAUGAUGACGUCAUUUUACUAGCACUACCACAAUGCUUUGCGAAUUUCGUUAUUUUUUUGUUUGUAUUUCCUCAUGAGAAUAGUAAGACAAUAAUUAACUGAACAAAAGAAAGUGUGCAAGGGAGUCUGGUAGUGGUAAUAAAUGACGCUAUAAUGCACUGAGUGACCCAUUAACUUACGCAUAGUAACAAAAUGGCCUUCCGUAACAAUAAAAUGGCUUCCCAUCCUUUUUUCUUGCAUUCAAACGCAACAUUUAAUAACCACAUGGCUUUUUGUAACACUAUAAAUUGGCUUUCAAGGCUCUGCUUUCAUGAAAGCACGUGAACAACGCACGUCUAACACUGUAACGCUGAAAUGGCUUCCCAGUGUUUUUCCUGGCAUUCAAACGCAACAUAUCAGCAGCGACAUGGCUUUCUGUGACACUGAAGCGGGUUUCCUACUCAAAUGAAAAUUGCGAAAACUAUAAAUUACAAAAUAAUAUUAAGGAAAUAUUUUCAAGAUAAUCCAUCAACGAGUAUAGAUAUAUUCUUGUAAAUAAAGAAUAAAAGAAUAAUACAAAAAUUAAAUUUACGCUAGAUAUUUUAAGUCAAACAUGCGUUUUUUUAUAGAAAUAUUCCAAAAAUAAUAAUAAAUAAAUGUUUUAUUAAAUGCAA
Molecule: messenger RNA, 2586 nt
Organism: Actinia tenebrosa (Australian red waratah sea anemone)
Lineage: Eukaryota; Metazoa; Cnidaria; Anthozoa; Actiniaria; Actiniidae
Product: NADPH oxidase 2
Biological process (GO): superoxide anion generation; defense response
Cellular component (GO): plasma membrane; NADPH oxidase complex
Molecular function (GO): superoxide-generating NAD(P)H oxidase activity
Source: RefSeq, a predicted model, not a curated record